UCUCGCGCUCUCGGCUACGUAACGACGCAAGCAAAAGGGCUGUGAGUGCAGUGCUGUUGCCUCUGUGCGGCCCGCAGUCUAGUGCUGGCUCUAAAAGCCGGCGUGAUCAGUGUUUGUGACCUCUGUGGCCACGUUGGCCACUCGUGCCGGCCGGAGACGGCGCUAGGCGCUCGUUCAAGGCUCGACUCUGAGCAUCAAGGGGGAGCAGCAAAACUUGCUGUGCAAAAAGAGCUGUGCCAAAGCGCUGCCAAGCUGAACACAGCCUCAAAUUCUUGAGCUGGCACGGCUGCGAGUCGAGCGAACAACAAUGCGUGCGCAACGACUCGCAGCGCUCUGCCUCCCUGGCCUGGUCUGCGGCUUCAUCACGCCAACGCGGCACGCCGUCAAGCCGACCUUCGAUCCCUUGCGCCUGUCAAAAAAGGAGUCGACCUGGGACCGCCUGACCGGGCCCAAGCUCUUCAAGACCGUGAAAAGGACCGAAGGCAUCCACGCGGUGCCGCUCGUCCCGCUAAGGGUGAUCGCAGGCAUACUGAUGAUCCACCACGGCAGCGAGGGCGGCUUCUGGCCCGCGAACUACGGGACGCCCGGGUUCGACGGGUUCGUGACUUACGUGCUGCAGCCCUACUUUUCAUUUUUACCUGGAAGCUUGGAGACGUGGAGCGCGAUCCAUGAUUAUGCGGAGUUCUGGGGCGGCGCGCUCCUCGCGGUCGGUUUCCUGACGCGGCCCGCGGCGCUGUCGCUACUGGUCACGAUGGCCGCGGCCGUCUAUUUUCACGUGGCGUCGACGGGCCUGCAAGGCGCGCCGUUCGGGCACGUCGAGAACUACUCGUACAACUUCGAGGAGCCCGCGUUGUAUGGCCUGAUCUUCCUGCUCUUCUUCUUCAACGGGCCGGGGCCGCUGUCGGUCGACAGCGCGAUCUAUAGCGCGUUGGCGCCGGACGACGACGACUAGGCCUCUUAAAUGCGGAUGUGAUG
Messenger RNA from Pelagomonas calceolata, 975 nucleotides. NCBI's taxonomy places the organism in Eukaryota, Pelagophyceae, Pelagomonadales, Pelagomonadaceae. The record is from the annotation of a GenBank genome assembly.